AUGUCAACGACAGUGAAAUCACACAAAGAUAAACCACAUACGGCAGCUCCACGUCUUGCGCCGAGGCCGACAGCCGCCUCGGCAGCUCGUGCUGCGAAGAAUGCCACCAACAGGAACUUAACAACACCAUCCACACGCCUGUCACCGGUUAGAUCUCCUCCGUCUCCAACUUCAUCUCGGGUUAGAACUGCUAUUCUGAAAAGUGGCAAGACUGACUCGAAGACUGAUAUUAAGGUACAGGAUAGGCACGAAAUAGUGUACGAAGUGGCGGAAAUAAAUGUCGACAAAGUAGAAAACGUUCCUGUUGUGGCGUUUGCAGAAAUCCACCAGAAUAACAUUGAAGAGAUGACAGUUGUGGAAGAGAACUACAAUAUAGAACAAGAAGAUGCUCAGCUGGUGGUCAUAAAUGAAACAAUAGACGAAACUCAACCACAAACACCAAUAAAUAGCCGUCCACAAACGCCCUUAGUAAGCCGUCCACAAACACCUAAAGCUCGCCCUGUUACCCCACGCAUGUCAAGCAGACCGUCAACUCCGUCCCAACAAAGAACGAACACCCCUUGCAGUCGACCCAAUACCCCCCAAAAGGCCACCUCUAGACCGAAAACUCCCUUAAAAACCAUUCGCCCUGUUACCCCAACGAAUGAACCAAGAUCAAAUCAAAUAUCAAAUGACAAUGAUAUUAAAAGCGUGUAUUCUGCCAAGCAAAAGCAGUUUCAUCGGCUGAAAAAGGAGCUCGAUCUAAAGCAGCAAGCGGUAUUAGAGGUGUUUGAGACUCUACGAAGUUUACACGAACGGUUGCUAAACGAGGGUCAUCUGGCUAGUGGGGAAGGUGCACCGGAACUCGUACUAUGUAAUGUUGCGGAUUGGACGGAAGAAGAAAUCCAUGAGCUGUGUAGACAGAGUACUACAACAGAUGGUGCUGUGGAAUUGUUUAACAGUAGCAUUCCUUUAGAUGAAAAUUUUCUCACCAAUGCUGAAUGUAAGGCAAUGAAUAUCCCUUCCUGUUUCGCCGAGCUAUGUCUUCAAGCCUUUGCCGCACGCCAAGAGUUAAUCGACUGGGUAAAAAGAUACAUAGAGAAAGAGGAGGAGCCAGACAGUGAUGCAAUAGAUCGAAUCGAUGCCUACAACAAAAGGGGUUUGGAAAUGUGUGAAGCUCUACGUGAUUUGAAAGCACGAGCUGACGACGCCGUGGAAACUAUAACGUUACUAUCAAAACGCGCUUGUUCAGAAAGAGCCACCUUAAUAUCUGUUGGAGAGUCUUUGAUACGAGAAGUAGCACGUUUGCGACAAGACAUAGAAACGAGGGCGACAGUUGUAACCGAAGUCCGCGAAACUCCUGCUGAUGAAGAAACCAAAAAAGUGUUGGCGGAAACACGACGAGAGUUAGAAGAUGAACAAGCAGCGAAAACGGCCAUGAAGGACAAACUCGCGGCCAGCGAGGCUCAAGUGAGACAGCAGCGGAUGCGCAUAUCUAAGAUGGAUAGACAGCUUCGUGAAGCCGAGGCUAGCAUCACUACUCUCACCAGUACGGUGAAAAGUUUGGAGGACCAGGGUCGUCAGCGUGAAGUGCAACUAGAAGCGAGAGCACGGAAAUGGAGGGACUCCGUUAAGACUGGAGAAGUUACAAAUACACAUUUGGUGCAGCAACGUGAUGCCUUGGAAGCUGAAGUUGCCGAUUUAAAAGACCAAAUAAAGAGUAUGACUGCGCAGCAUAAAUCAUCUGUUCAAGAACUUAACAACCAACUAAAAGAACUUAAUCUAGCUUUGGAAGCAGAACGCGAAACGACACAACGAGAAGUAGGCUUUAAGAAUGCACUUCAAGAAGAACUCAAUGAGAGUCGUAAUACUAUUGAAGAGCUCCACGCCAAAAUUGAUGAAUAUGAAAGGAAUAAGCCAAACCCUGAUCUUCCAACGGAGAGGGAAAUGGAUCUGUGGGCUGAGCUUCAAGCUACGAAAGAUACUUUGCGCAUGACUGAAGAUGAAGUGAUUGCAUGUAAACGGGAAAAAGUUCGCUUCCUGGAGACUAUGACCAAAAUAGCAGACACAGAAAACGAAAUGGCCUUGCAGCAAAAGUUGGCAGCCGAAUUGUUGAGUAAAGAGGAAAUUAUUGGUAAAAUGCAAACACAGCUCCGUGAUCUAACGAAGAAUAUCAAGCUCCAUGAGCAGAAAGUUGUGCAAUACGAAAAAUACGUCCACGACUUACAAGCUCACAAUCGCGCUUUAAUAAAUAGCCAAGAUACAUCGGGUGGAAUUUGUUAUCCGGAGCUUCAACAGGAGGUUAUGACCCUAAAAAUGAGUCUUCUGGACGCUGUGCAUCGCAACGAAGAGCUUUCCGAAAUGUUAGCGCAAAAGGAACAACAACUUGAACAGCAAGACAAAACAGCACGUACACAGGCAAGAUUCCUCAAGAUUCGUGAAGAAUUGAUUAACGUGCUCAAGAACAAAGAAAUGGAGCAAACUCGCGAGCUGUCUGCAUUGCAACAAGAUUUAGAUCACCGAAUGAAAAUUGUAGAUGGAGUAAACAAGCAAAUCGCAGCCAAAGCCGACGAGAUUCAAGAAUUGUUUGCAACAUUAGAAACGAAACAGCAACAGAUUCAUCGGCUGGAAAAGAUUGUCCUCGCUUUGGAGGAUCAGCAGCGGCGGGCGCAGGUGCAGAGAACGCGCCACGAAACGAAAAUUGCUGCUCUAGAACACGAACUCGCUGCUGGCGGUAAUCGGAAAGACAGGAAAUUCAUCUUCUUUUGA
Messenger RNA from Pieris macdunnoughi, 2748 nucleotides. Lineage: Eukaryota; Metazoa; Arthropoda; Insecta; Lepidoptera; Pieridae. The record is from the annotation of a GenBank genome assembly.